CCCCGCCCCCUCGCGCGCGCCGUCCGCUCCCGGCGUGCCCCGCGCCGCCAUGGCCGACCUGUUCGAUGGGAUCGUCAUGGCCGAGCAGAGGUUCCAUGGGGAGGGCUACCAGGAGGGGCUUGCAGAGGGCAGCCACGCUGGAAUGACUGAAGGCAGGAGGUACGGAGCGCUCCACGGAGCCAGGAUGGGCUCAGAGAUUGGUUGCUACCUUGGGUUUGCACUGACGUGGCACUGUCUGCUCCAGAAAAGCACAGAGGAAAAGAACAGCAAAAAGAUAAAGGCUCUGCAUUCAUUAAUAGGGAUGAUUCAGAAAUUCCCAUAUGAAGACCCCACUUAUGAUAAGCUGCAAGAAGAUCUGGAAAAAAUCAGAGGAAAAUUUAAACAGGUUUGUUCAAUGCUAAAUAUUCAGUCAGAUUUUAGAAUUGAUAAUGAGAGAUCUUCACUAACAUUUUGAAUGCAACAGAUGAAGAUAAACGAGGAUGACCAAAGCAAAAAACCAUUAAAAGAGCAGAACUGGAAAAGUGUCUUACCUACUUUUAUAUUUUAAAAAAAUCAAAGUACUGAAGAGAUGUUAAAGGGGAAGUGAAAAGUCACUGGACUUGCAAUAUUAUUUAACAUUUGUUAUCUUCAAGUUUUAUUUAGGCUAUUACACACAUUAGUGUGUAAAUCUGUUAAAUAGAAAUAUUUGUUUUAAUUCUUUGCUAGUCUUUUACUGAUAAUUCCUCAAAAGGAAAACAAGCAUUUGCACAGUUUCCUUGUUUAAAGGAUGUCUGUUACUUAAAAAUCUGUGUAUGCAGAUCAUUCAGUUUGCACCAUGUGUACCUGCUGUGGGUGAAGGAAAAUAAAAUCAAUUCCCUGCAGACUUUGCAGCAGGAAACAUUUUUGUGGGGAGAAGAUGGAAUGACAGAGGAGGUCAGAAUGCAGAGAAGGAUGAAGAUGGCUGCUCAGAAUAUGGAAUUUGCACCUGGAUUUUCCAAUAGUUUUGCAGAAUGAUGGGAGGAAGGGAGCAAACUCCACAAAAUUAACUCCUCCCUACAAGUUACCAGUUUAAAUGGUGGGUCAGAUAAACAUGACUGCCAGAAGAGCUGUGAUUCUCAUUGACUGUAUUUGUUAGUACCUCUUACACAGACCAGGUUUUUAUGUGCCAGCCUUGAAAAGUGACCACUCCAGUCUCAUUCCAAAUCAAAGGAUGCUGCAGCUGCAUGCAUUGAGCUGUGUUAACUGAGAGGAAUACCUGGAACUGGCUUUGGCUUGGGCUGCUGGAUGUCUUUGCACACCAGUAAGGAAUUCCGGAGUUCCUUUCAUCAGCUGUACCCUGUGUGUGUGUGGCUCUGCCUGCAUGGCACAGUUCAGCCUCAUGAAGACAGAUCUUUUUGGUUUGUUUAACUGUCUUACACAUGAAUUUUGAUACACACAGGCAGUGUCAGAGCCAUCUAGUGGAUGUAUGUGAUUGCAGAAGCUCACAAAUAUUUCUGUAGGUUAAAAUAGACAGUACAGAACGUACACACUUAUGAGAAUUCUAAUUAUGUAGAGAAUUUCUUUGCAAUGAAGUAACACUGAGGUAGGAAUUAAUUUUUACUUGUUUCCUCAUUUGUGUAAAUCUCUGUAAAAGCAAGAGCAGGGUUGUGAGAGCUCCAGGUGGAGCAUUUGUUUAAUAGAGGUGUGUGAUAUGUGAGUGACAAGCCAAGGUGCUGCUCCAGAGAUUGUACCAAACAAUUGUUUUUGUUCAGCUCAGGAGAGAAAGGGUCUUUAGCAGUCAGGUGGUGACUGGUAUUUGGAAAAUUGGUUUGGUGGCUAAUUUUAUUGUAUUGUUUAGUUCUAUUUUUAAAAAAUAAUAUUGUAGUAAAUUAUUUUAUAAAUACAUGUGUAUAUACUGAACUAUAAGUAUUGUAUCAACCAGGAUUUCCAGCUGGGAUAUACCAAGUUUAGGCUUAUCUGUUAGGUUUUUAAUUUUUUAAUUAGGUCUUUAAUUAAGUUUGAUUUGUGCAAACACACAAAUGUGUGUCUUCUUCCAUGAGUCUGUAUUUUUCUGAAUAUCUGCUGUUUCACACCUUGUGUGGGCCUGAUUUGGUUUAUUAAAUGAGGUACAGUUCAAAAUUCUGUUGUAUGUAUGUUGUUGUAUGCUUUCUUCAGUACCAUUUUUUUUUUGUUUUCUGCAGUGAUUUUGUGGGGGUUUGUGUCACGCUCAGUGCUGUGGCAGUGAAACAUUCCCAGCAUUCUGUAGAGGUGUUUUUGUACCUGAUUUACAGCUGUGGUUUUGGCUAUGCUUGAUUUAUAGCCCAGGUUACAUCAAAAAUAUUCAUUUGUCUUUGUCUUAGGGUCACAAAGAUAUAGAAAAAGACACAACCUUGUACAUUAUGAUACUGGUUAUUAAUAAAACAGGACAUUGAGAUUGUGGCUUGGUGCUGAUUGUCCAAGAAGUUCGAAAUUUUUCAGAAGUAAGACUUAAGAAUAUAACUCCUUAUUCAUUCACCAUCCCUACGUAUAGCUCAGUGGUUAGGGAGGAAUGUUUGAAACAUUUCACUCACCAAUUUCUCACUUGCCUGGACUGCAUCCUGGCUUGUUUUGUCUCUUCGUGAUCAUCUAUCAUCUGAGUCUGUCAAAUAUGGAAUUUUAGCAAAAGAUGGAUACACAGCUCAUUACUGCUAGGCUGCUGAAGUCAUGGCAAUCCAGAAGAGUUGUAAUUUUCCUUUCUGCAAUGUGUGAUGAGUACAAGAAAUAGUGAAUUUUGAGGCAUCAGCAGAGAGGUAAACUUUGAGUGCCAUUUGGUAAAGUUCCCAAGCACAAUUCUUGUUCUACCUUCAUUAUGCAACUUCCUUUCUAUUUCUUGUCAGCUUACUAAAGGUGAUCAAUUCCAGCGUUGAGUGAACAUCUAUUAUUGACAGAAAUGGGUGAAAUAAGUCAGAAAAAAGAAAAAGAAUCUGGGUGUGCAAUUGUUUGCUUCAAAACUAACCCUGUAGAGGUACUCUGGCUCAUUUGAACCCUGAUCUGUUUUUCUGAAGCAAGGUUGUGAUAAUUUCCACAUGAGAUUAAAAUUGAAGUUUUAAUUUUCCAAUAAAUUAGUUUCAGCAUUUAUAUAGGUUUUGGUUUUUGAAGAUAUGCAAGAGAGAGUUUGAGCCUGCCCUGUAUUUAUGAAUGCUUAUUUACACUUUGGCUGGAAGUACAACUUCCUGCAUUGGAAUAAAGUUCUUGCUUUAGAGCAAGAACUUAAUAUUUCUGGUAAUGUUUUCUAAUUCUUUCUAUUCUUGGUGCCUGUUGAAUAGUGCCCUUUGCAACUUCUUACAGCCAUGGCUUCUGGUCUAAUUGCAGCCUAAAACUUCAGCUUUCAUAGUUUGGCAAGUAACCAUGAAGAUUCUCAUUUUACAGUCUGCCAGAGUUGUUUUUUUAAUGGAUAAAGUUGUGACAGUACACAUUCCCACAGAAGUGGUUGUAUCACCAGGGAAAAAGGGGAUUUGGGAGGUGUGAGAGGAGUUCAGCAGGUUCCCAGUUGCAUGUUGUGGUGUCUGGGAAUGAUGUGUAAAGGCCAAAUGGAGCAAAGCACUGCUGAAGCACUUCAGUGUGUCCCAAGGUUUGGACCUGCAGGACCAGCCUACCCUGGGGUGAUAAUAAAAAUAAUAAUAAAAGCUCUGUGUGCUAUUUUGUAAGCUUGCACAGUCAGUUCAUUUGUAGCUAACCUGAAUAUCUCUUUGACAUUACACUGGGAAUGCUCCCACCUUAAUCACUGGAGUGUUUAUUCCAUAAGUGUGGUAAUUAAUUUUUUUCAGCAUUUUUCAUGCUAGAAUUUUGUAGUACUACUUAUCAAAUACUGCACUACUGGGUGGAAGUAGACAUGGUCACUAAGCUCAUCUUGGUGAGAUGAAACAUGAGAGAUUUCCUAAACCCAUGGAAUAUAUGAAAAGUGAAAAAACCUAAUACAUUGUUUCACUUGAUUCCAAAGCAGUUUGCUGCACAGCGUUUUAAAUUAUUUUAUCCUAUUCUAUAACCAUAACUAAUUGAGCACUAGUGCAGCAUUCUGUGUCUGGUUUUGGGGAGAUUUCUGAAUAAGAAAUUGCAUAAAAUUUUUGUCUUGGAAAAAUUAGAAAGCUACACAUUUCUAGUGCAGAAUUUGUUAGGAUGACAUCUGAAAUAGUGUCCUCCUGUCUGAUAGAAUUUUACUGAUACUUGUUCCUUAAUAAAAUGAUGGCGUUUUAUUUUAGCAAAAUGUUGAGCAGAAAGGAGGUUGAUUAUUCAGUCCCUGCAUCCUGACUGUGCAUCAAGCAGAAUCAACUCAUCAUUUGUCACUGUCUUCCAUUUCUGAUUUUAACUCCCUAUUUUGCUGCUUUAUCUCAACACUUUUUAACUUCCAGCAUCUUCAGGAUUCUGGGGAAUAAUCAACACUAUGUGGAAUCUUCCUUGAUAGUAGGAACUGUGAGUCAGCAACCCUUUAAUUUUUUUAGUUGCAGCUAUUGUUCCAUCAGCAAGCUUUGCUGCUAUUGUCCACUGUUUGUCCAGCUCACGUUUACUGGACUGUGGGAACGGAUUAGGGUUUCAUGGCUUUUUUUUUUCUUCUUGCAUAAACUCUUGAUCAAAGACAUUCCUUGGAUGACAAAACACUGUAUACUGUGUCACACAGCCCUGACCAGACUGCACGAACAGUAGUUUAAAAACACAUGCCUACAUUGUUCUCUAAACUGGCCUGCCUUUUUUUUUUUUUUUUUUUUUUUUAAUUUUUUUUUUUUUUUUUUUUUUUUUUUUGCAAUGUAUGUGCAGAUAUUGAAUUUUUGAGAACCCAUUUACCUCUGUUAAAAACACACACAUACACAGAAGUUAUUGUUAAUAAGCACUUGACAGUUUCUGAAAGUUAAAAAGCAAAUUACUCUGAGACUAAGAACAGACAGAACAGAAUGUCAUUUCUUAAGAGAGCUAGGAGUUGUAUCUGCAGUGUAUUUCCUUCCUGAGGAGACCUUGGUUGUGGGGCAGGUAGUCGAGUAGACUGGAAGCCUAAACCCACAUGGAUUAUGGCAUCAUUUGAUGUGUCAAAGCCAGAACACCUGAGUAGAGUAGAGAAUGACUGGAGCACAGUUUGGGACUGCAUUAACCUGCUUCACCAUAAGUACAUUGUUAGAACCACAUUUUGAGAACCUGGUUUAUUAUAGUUUUAUGUCCCAGCCUUUUUUAAGUUCUCUUAUGCAUUAGGAGGAGGACAAGUUUCAGAAAAUUGCAGUAGCAUCAUUAUUCCUCAAACUAAUGAGAAAGAAAAAAAUGGUGUUAGCAAGCAUACUUUUUCAAGGAGCCUUGCCUUGUGAUUUGCAUGAAAUACUCCUUCAGCAGAAACAUGGAGGAAAGAGACUCCUGAAGGCAUGUUGAGCAGGUUUACAGAGGGAUUUAAGAACACAGGAGGGCUGAAUUUUGGUGGUUGGAAACCACCAAAGGAAGGAAGGAAGGAGAGAAACGAUGUUCCACAAACACGAGGCUUUGCAUUGUCUGACUCUGCAACACUGUUGAGCACUGUCAUGCAGAAGUGAAGGCAGAUGAAACUUCUUUCAUUGACAUUGGAAAGUCAUAUCCAUAAGAGAAGAACUCGUCUGAUCCUUUGCAAUCCAAGGGUCUCCCUGGAAAGAGAAACCUAAAAAAUAUCUGUCUAGUGGACAUGUUUUCUAAAAGGAAUUAAAUGGUCAGAGUGAGUGACUGAAACGGCUACAGAAAUACUAAGUCAAACCUACAAAAUAAAGGUAUUACACUUAGAAGAAAUAAUGUUUACUUAUGAGUAUAUAAUUUACGAUGUCUUCUGGAAAUUUAACAGCAUAUAUUGGCUGAAGCUUUACUCUUCAUAUUUAAAAUAGCCAAAUGUAAAGAACUUUGGUCUGUGAGUGUUCAGGAAGGAAAGAAAGCUGUUCAAAAAUAAUACCCUGUGAGCAAUCUGGAGUGAUACAAUCUAAUAAAGGGGAGAAAUUAAACAUAAAAAAGCUCAGUUGCCUGUUGCAGACAGUUUGGCAUCAGAGGGUGGCUCAGGACACCAGGUCACUGCCUUGGGCUGGUUGAGGGGUGUUGUCACAGUGCCCUGCUGGUGCUUUCGUGGGCCUUGGGUGAGGAUCUCCCCUCUCGGCCCAGCCCCUUGGAGACUGCUGCUAAUGCUACAAAUCACAUCCCAGCCACAAACAGCCACAGAUGUGGUGACUGUCACAGGAGACCAGGCAUCUGUGGAAUAUGGCUUGUGAGGGAAUUUAAGCCAUAUCACAGGGAUGCCAUUAAGCCAGGUGGGAAGGAUGAAACAAAAACACUCUCCAACGUAGAAUCUAAAAUUUAUUUUCUCAGCAGGAAAGGAUGAGUGGAUAGCAAUUUCCAUUCUGUGAUGCACACCCUACAAGCACAACUCAGAGCUCUAGACCUCCGUUCCCCACAUGGAUCCAGAGGAAGAUUCCUUCUCUGGCCAAUUCAUGUGUCAGGUCCUGCCUUGGAGCUUGGCCCCUGCAUGCCACAAUUCCUCCUUUGGCUCAGUGUUCCUGGUGCUGGUAGAGAUCCAUACCUGUGAAUUCCCUGCAGUAUGAGACCUUUUAAUACCUGGUCUUCACACAGGCAGAAAGGAGAACAGAUCUAGGUAGGGCUCUGCAGGUGCUAUAGGAUCAAUAAGAAACUAUUUCUGGUUUCACUCUUAAAUGUUUAUGACAAUCAAAAAGCAAAUGGGUAACUUUUGCCUUCCUCCUACGUUUGGUCCUGCUUGGCCAUAAAGAAAAAAAUAAGAAGUCUGGCAAUGUCCCAUUAUCAGUGCAGUCCCGUUGACUAAUUUGUUAUCCCUUCCUCAUCACUUGAUUGGAAUACAGUGUGGGGUUCAGUCAGAAGACACAUGGGAAUCUCUGCUGGCCAUGCCAAUGCAAUUACUAUGAGCAAUUAUAUUUGUGGGAUCAUAAAAAUACCUUGUUUGUCUGAAGAGAUACAUUUCUCAUAAAAAGAUGCCAACAGGAAUUUAUUAAAAUUCAUUAAAAUGCCAUCAUUUAUAGCUUUAUUGCCAUUGUCCCACUGUAGGAGUCUCAGAGUCCAUGUGCAUGGGUCAUUCCUGUUACUCUUUUAAAAACAACAGCUUCAACCUUCUCUUUCUUCUCUAUCUUUUGGAGUUUUCUAUCACUUAAAAUGCCAGCUGUGCUUGAAUGCAAGUGAAUUAUGAUUUUUUUAAUUUGCUAGUUCUUGUUUAUUUUUUAAUAAAGAGCAUUUGAAUUUAAGUUUUCGUAAAAGGUUCAAGAUACUCAAAUGGCCUGAAUUCAGCAAUGGAACUGGGGAAGUUUUUGGGAGGUCUGAUAGAGGUUUUUCUUCAUACAUGUCUCAGUUUGAUACAAAAAAAUACAGUAGUUUUCCCUUUAAUAAGCUACAGCAUAGUCUAGCUGAACGUGCGUAUUUUUUACAGCCUAUAGUAAAUUGUUUUUCUUGUUACAUUCUUGUCUUUCUGCCCUUUGCAAUGUGAGUAAUACUGGCCUAGUUCACCCAGCAUUCAAGUUUAGAACUCUGCAUUUAAAGAUGAUGUUCAGGAGAACGAAAAUGUAAAUAAUAGAGCUGACUAUGUGGGCUUAAACCUACUUAAGUCACAACACUAAGUUUAGUAGCAUUUAUAAAAGAGAUGGUAAUGGCAAAACCGACGUAGCAUGUUCAACCAAGCACAGGUUUACAUUUCUCACUGGAUCACUUUUUAUCAGCACAAGAUUUUUGUCAGAAGUCAAGAUCCCCUAAGUGUGUCUUCACUUGGUUUUCAAACACUUCAGAUCAGAGGGAUGAGCCAUCAGCCAUACAAAAGAAAGCUAUUUGUUCUUUCUGGGGUUUUGGGGUUUUUUAUGCUGGGAAAAAUGAAUCAUUUUUAGCCCAGACCAAUUUAUGCCUUGGCUUGAUGUGUUUUUGAGGUCCCAGUGAGUUUAAUUCAGGUCAUCUUUGAGUGCUUUACACCUCCCAGUGUAACUCACUGUACAGAGAAACUGCCCAUUUCAAAAGGAACAAACCAGACCCCAUUUAUACUGGUUUUACUUCACCCACCUGAUCUGGGAUUUUGCAGCUGGUCACACAAGCUUCAGGUUUCUGGCUGAAAUGACUGGGAAACCACCAAGCUCACACAAGCUCAUCUGGGAUUCUUCUGAUGCAGGUGGUUUCCCAUCUAGUGGUAACUGCCCUGAAAGGAGCUUAUUCUGCACUAGACAACGAUUAACACAUUAGAAGUUAGCUCUGCAGUUUCAUUUCUCAUUUCCUGUGCUGCACUCGCUGCACAGAAUCAGUUGUAACGUAAAGUUUAGUCAAUGGGAAACUCAGAAGGCAGAUACCAAAUUUCUAAUUUGUGACAGGGAGGAAAAGCACUUGGCCUUUUACAUAGUUGUUUUUUUUUUUUUUUUUUAAGGCAGAAAUAAUUUCACAGGAUAAAUAAUCAAAUACAUAGGUUAUAAGCUUGACCAUCUCCACUGAAAAUAAGCUAUUUCUGCUUUGUUCAGCUCUGAAAAUAAUAUUAAUAAUUGAUAAUGUGCAACCCCUAUUUUCAGAGAUAUUUUGGACUGUGUAUUGGAACAGAGGUUAUAAUUUUUUUCUCAUUUUAUUUUGUAAUAAUAGCUAAUUCCUGUUCUAGGUCCAGUUCUUUUCUUACAUACUUUUAGUAGGCUUUAAUGUUUUUCAGGUUUAUUCUGUAUUCUCUUAGCUGUAAAAGCUGUCUGAGGGGAAGCCACAGAGAAGGCAGCUUAACCAACUGGUUUUUAAAACCAACUGUGUUCUGUAAAGGUCUUCUGGGACACAAAACCUUCCACCAGCAAGCAUUCUGCACCAUCCAACACCUACUUUGUUUUACCCUUUAUUCACAGGAACUACCAAAGGGCAUUUUACUAUGACUAAUUUCCUUUAAUGUGAAAAAAUAAAGUCUUCAUGCAGGGAAAAAAAAAUGUUUUGCUUCUUUAAAAAGACACGUUGGUGUGACAGGCAGGCAGUUACCUACCCAUGGCUUGAAACACCCACAGUUUCCUAAAAUAACAAAAGGUUUUCAGCUUCUAAAAUGUGUCAAACCUAGAAAAUGUCACGUGCUUUACUCCCAGGACCAGGGAGUUACAACCAUCCAGCAUUUUCAAGGCAACUGAAAAAAUGUAAAUUAAAAGAUGACAGCAGUUGGGUUUUACCAAUUUUAUUUCUAGACUUUAGAUUUUUUUGCUGGAAACUUGUCUGUUACAGGUCUGUUGGUGAAAAUGUGCAUUUCAGACCAGUUAUGCCAAUAAGUACAAUAUAAAAAUGUACAAAUCUGAAUUGCUUUUGCUUACUACAGAUUGUUAUAAUAAUGUGACAAAUAAAGCAUCUCUGUUGGCACGUGAACCCA
Lonchura striata (white-rumped munia) is the source of this 9304-nucleotide messenger RNA. It is a transcript of the gene LTO1, whose product is annotated as LTO1 maturation factor of ABCE1. Lineage: Eukaryota; Metazoa; Chordata; Aves; Passeriformes; Estrildidae. The record is from RefSeq and is a predicted model, not a curated record.